This is a messenger RNA of Harmonia axyridis, 2688 nucleotides long. RefSeq names its product glutamic acid-rich protein-like. NCBI's taxonomy places the organism in Eukaryota, Metazoa, Arthropoda, Insecta, Coleoptera, Coccinellidae. The transcript has 17 exons. The record is from RefSeq and is a predicted model, not a curated record. Bases 1 to 2688 code for a protein of 895 amino acids.
AUGAAGAGAAAAGAAGAAGAAGAGAAAGAAGAGGAAGAAGACUAUGAUGAGGAGACAGGACAGGCCCUAAGAAGCUGCAUGAAAACCAUAUUUUCUACCACCACCAGACAAUCCAAGAAAAACUUCAAAGAUGGUGAAAGAAGUCCCUGCAUAAUGCCGACAUUGGAGAGAAGAGGAAGAAGAAGAGGGGGAAGCAGAGGCAGGACAGGCCCUAAGAAGCUGCAUGAAAACCAUAUUUUCUACCACCACCAGACAAUCCAAGAAAAACUACAAGGAUGGCGGAAGAAGUCCCUGCAUAAGGUCGACAUUGAAGAGAAGAGGAAGAAGAGGAAAGGAGGGCAGAUAAUGUCGACAAUGAAGAGAAAAGAAGAAGAGAAAGAAGAGGAAGAAGACCAUGAUGAGGAGACAGGACAGGCCCUAAGAAGCUGCAUGAAAACCAUAUUUUCUACCACCACCAGACAAUCCAAGAAAAACUUCAAAGAUGGUGAAAGAAGUCCCUGCAUAAUGUCGAUAUUGAAGAGAAGAGGAAGAAGAAGAAGGAAGGGCAGUAUAGUUAGGACAGUAACAAAAUUCUUAGGAGACAGGACAGGCCCUAAAAAGCUGCAUGAAAACCAUAUUUUCUACCACCACCAGACAAUCCAAGAAAAACUACAAAGAUGGUGGAAGAAGUCCCUGCAUAAUGUCGAUAUUGAAGAGAAGAGGAAGAAGAAGAAGAUGAAGGAAAAGGAGAGACAGGUCCUAAGAAGCUGCAUGAAAACCAUAUUUCCUACCACCACCAGACAAUUCAAGAAAAACUACAAAGAUGGUGAAAGAAGUCCCUGCAUGGAAGACAUUUCAACGAUCCAGGAUAAUGUUGACAUUGAAGAGAAGAAAAAGAAGAAGAGGAAGGAGCAGAAGAGGCAGGUCCUAAGAAGCUGCUUGAAAACCAUAUUUCCUACCACCACCAGACAAUGCAAGAAAAACUACAAAGAUGGUGAAAGGAGUCCCUGCAUGGAAGACCUUUCAACGAUCCAGGAUAAUGUUGACAUUGAAGAGAAGAAAAAGAAGAAGAGGAAGAAGGAGCAGAAACAAUUCAAGAAAUACUACAAAGAUGGUGAAAGAAGUCCCUGCAUGGAAGACAUUUCAACGACCCAGGAUAAUGUUGACAUUGAAGAGAGGAAAAAAAAGAGGAGAAAGAAGAAGAAGAGGAAGAAGGGGAGGCAGGUCCUAAGAAGCUGCUUGAAAACCAUAUUUCCUACCACCACCAGACAAUGCAAGAAAAACUACAAAGAUGGUGAAAGGAGUCCCUGCAUGGAAGACCUUUCAACGAUCCAGGAUAAUGUUGACAUUGAAGAGAAGAAAAAGAAGAAGAGGAAGAAGGAGCAGAAGAGGCAGGUCCUAAGAAGCUGCUUGAAAACCAUAUUUCCUACCACCACCAGACAAUGCAAGAAAAACUACAAAGAUGGUGAAAGGAGUCCCUGCAUGGAAGACAUUUCAACGAUCCAGGAUAAUGUUGACAUUGAAGAGAAGAAAAAGAAGAAGAGGAAGAAGGAGCAGAAGAGACAGGUCCUAAGAAGCUGUUUGAAAACCAUAUUUCCUUACACCACCAGACAAUUCAAGAAAAACUACAAAGAUGGUGAGAGAAGUCCCUGCAUGGAAGACAUUUCAACCAUCCAGGAUAAUGUUGACAAUGAAGAGAAUAAAAAAAAGAAGAAGAAGAAGAGGAAGAAGGAGCAGAAGAGACAGGUCCUAAGAAGCUGCUUGAAAACCAUAUUUCCUACCACCACCAGACAAUUCAAGAAAUACUACAAAGAUGGUGAAAGAAGUCCCUGCAUGGAAGACAUUUCAACGAUCCAGGAUAUUGUCGACAUUGAAGAGAAGAAAAAGAAGAAGAGGAAGAAGGAGCAUAAGAGUCAGGUCCUAAGAAGCUGCUUUAAAACCAUAUUUCCCACAACCACCAGACAAUUCAAGAAAAACUACAAAGAUGGUGAAAGAAGUCCCUGCAUGGAAGACAUUUCAACGACCCAGGAUAAUGUUGACAUUGAAGAGAAGAAAAAGAAGAGAAAGAAGAAGAGGAAGAAGGUGCAGAAGAGACAGGUCCUAAGAAGCUGCAUGAAAACCAUAUUUCCUACCACCACCAGACAAUCCAAGAAAAACUACAAAGAUGGUGAAAGAAGUCCCUGUAUGGAAGACAUUUCAACGAUCCAGGAAAAUGUUGACAUUGAAGAGAAGAAAAAAAAGAAGAGAAAGGAGAAGAAGAGGAAGAAGGAGCAGAAUGCUAUACUACAAGUACCGACCGGAGACCAUCCUAGAGAAGCUUUAUUUUUAGGUAUAGUUAGGACAGUGAGAAAACUCCUAGGAAGCUGCAUGAAAACCAUAUUUUCUACUACCACCGGAGAAUCCAAGAAAAACUACAAAGAUGGUGGAAGAAGUCCCUGCGUGAAAGACAUUUCAACGAUCGAGGAUAAUGUCGAGAAGAAGCAGAGGAAGAAGAAGAAGUUGAAGGAGAAGAAGAAGAAGAAGAUCCGACCAUCAGUGACGAUGCAACAUAUCACGGGAGGAUGUCAAAUGUCCAUAUUUCCUACCACCACCAGACAAUCCAAGAAAAACUACAAAGAUGGUGGAAGAAGUCCCUGCAUGGAAGACAUUUCAACGAUCCAGAUUGGAGAAGACGAAGAAGAAGAACAAGAAAGUUUAAUUACCUUAUAA